CGGAACUCAACUUUCUCGCCGCAACUCGCUGUUCAAGUUGCAUCCCAGCUCACAAAAGCCCAGGCAAUUAUGCUAGACUUCGGGCUUCGCGCUAUUUCCCGAGCGGCGAGGUUUACAAAGCCAACAAACAGGCGCCCGUGGAUAUGUUCACCAUGCAGAAAUUCGUUCCGUCGGAGACCGCAAUGGCGGGCUCUCAGCACAGCACCGUCACAGGCUGCCGAUAAGAAGCCAUUUUAUGUCACGACGCCUAUAUUCUACGUCAAUGCCGCUCCGCAUGUGGGCCACCUAUAUACCAUGAUAGUCGCAGAUGUGUUGAAACGGUGGCAGAUUCUAUUGGGUAAUACGGAUGCAAAGCUCCUUACGGGUACGGAUGAGCAUGGGUUGAAGAUUCAACAAGCGGCGGCCGCACUCGGGAUGACACCGCAAGAGCUAUGCGAUCAGAACUGCCUGACGUUUAAGAAUCUUGCUAGAAAAGGAAAUGUGGAGUACGACCAUUUUAUACGGACGACGGACGCCGAGCAUAAGGAGGCAGUGCGCUACUUUUGGGACAUGCUCAACCACCGGGGCUAUAUAUACACGUCGAAACACGAAGGAUGGUAUUCCGUCAGUGACGAAGCAUUCUAUCCUCCCUCAGCAGUCCAGCCGACCCUUGACCCGUCAACAGGACGGAAAAUAAUUACGUCUGUUGAAACCGGGAAAGAAGUCCAGUGGACGUCAGAGGAGAAUUAUCAUUUCCGGUUAUCGGCGUUCAAGGAGCCAUUGCUUGAGCAUUUCAGGAAGAAUCCCGGGUUCAUCACGCCGAGAAACUACAUGGAUGGAAUUGUAAGCGACGUCUCGUCGGGACUACAGGAUUUAUCGAUUUCGAGACCCGCCAGUCGGUUGAAGUGGGGAAUUCCAGUGCCUUAUGACGAGUCUCAAGUCAUUUACGUCUGGUUGGAUGCGCUGGUGAACUACAUAACAUAUGCAGGAUACCCCUUCCCCCAUGGUUCUAAAUCGAUUUGGCCGGCAAAUGUGCAUGUAGUUGGCAAAGAUAUACUGCGAUUCCAUUGCAUAUAUUGGCCCGCAUUCCUGAUGGCAUUAGACCUUCCACUCCCUCGCCAAAUCCUAGCACACGGUCACUGGACAAUUAACCAUGAGAAAAUGUCCAAGUCCACUGGCAACGUGGUCAAUCCGAACUUUGCCAUUGAACGAUUCGGCAUCGACACGAUGCGCUUCUACCUCACGAUUGACGGCGCUCAGUCCUCUGAUUCGGACUAUGAAAACUCCUAUAUCAUCGAACGGUACAAGAAGGGCUUGCAGUGGGGCAUCGGAAACCUUACGAGUCGGCUUCUGCGGGGGAAGAAGUGGAAUGUCAGAGACAGUAUUGUCAUGGCGACUGAGGGCCAGUUGACAAGGGAUAAACAUCACGAUCUUCUUGAGAUGAUACCGGAGCGAGUGAAAGCGGAGAUGGAGCAGCUUGACCCGCGCAGGGCGCUGAAUAGUAUUAUGGAAAUUAUAUACCAGACAAACAAAUACUUCCACGAAAUGCAACCAUGGUCCCUCGUGAAAAACCCCAGCGCCGACAACCCCAACCAACUAAACGAUGUACUAUACACAACUGCAGAAUCGCUCCGCAUAGCCGGCAUCCUCUUGCAACCUUUCAUGCCGCAGAAAUCCUUGGAGUUGCUGGACAUGCUCGGUGUUGCGGAAGUUGAGAAGCGCAAUUUCAACGCUGCCAAGCUCGGAGCGGACCGUGACUACGGAGUUCCCCUUGUGGAUCUCAAAGAGGGGACAACCGGCACCUUGUUCCCUCCGCUUAUAAGCGAGGCGUGAGUGGCGGUGAUAGGCGAUCUUCUGAUCAAUACGAUGGAUUAACACUCGGAGUUGAAUGAAUGAAAAAUGAAAAAUGAAAAGAAAAGAAAUCAGGUGAUUAGGGAGACAAGAAAAAAAAAGUAAAGAAAAGGCAAAAUGCCAAUGGUUUCUCAUGCGCAUGUGAUCCAAAACCGUUGAGCCUCAGCCCAGGUCUAGAACGGUCGGACAGACAUCAUCUUCCCCAGGCGGAAAAAAAAUCCUCGAAGUUUUGAAUAUGGUGACAAUCCUUGAUUGCUACUACUAUGGUGAUUGCGACGCUUUUCCACUUUCGACUCCUCGGUCUAGCUCUUCUGUAUAGAGUACAGAUACCCCAGGGAAACAAUCCCCUCAUGCUUGGCUUGGUUGUAUGUGCAGUACAAGGCUCCCGGCUGGAACGUGGCCGCCGAUUCAGUUUUACGCGAUCCACGGCCAAACCAUAUGCCUGCAUCUGAAACCCCCUUCCUACUUUGUAUCAUAUUAUUCUACUCUAGAUAUACUUGCCUGCUUGCUGUCAGUCAAAUCCAUUACGUAAAUCAGAAGAAAUGCUCGCUCAAACUAAAUCACUAUGGCCCAUCAUUCUCUCAGCCGAUUUCAUUCAAGAGAAACAACUCCUUUUCCUUUGGAAUCGAUGUGUCUUGAUAUAGUACAUUGUAUGUAUGUACUAUACAUACAUGUGGCAGGUCUGCACAGAUUCCAGUGCCGGCAAUCAACAAUUAGGAACCCAUCCGGCAGUC
Messenger RNA from Blastomyces gilchristii SLH14081, 2564 nucleotides. Its product is annotated as methionyl-tRNA synthetase. Gene Ontology annotation, molecular function: methionine-tRNA ligase activity; ATP binding. The coding region runs from base 70 to 1812 and encodes 580 amino acids. Lineage: Eukaryota; Fungi; Ascomycota; Eurotiomycetes; Onygenales; Ajellomycetaceae. The record is from RefSeq and is a predicted model, not a curated record. Gene Ontology annotation, biological process: methionyl-tRNA aminoacylation. The transcript has 8 exons.